This is a messenger RNA of Setaria italica (foxtail millet), 2021 nucleotides long. RefSeq lists its product as uncharacterized. The coding region runs from base 110 to 1543 and encodes 477 amino acids. Gene Ontology annotation, molecular function: deoxynucleoside kinase activity. The record is from RefSeq and is a predicted model, not a curated record. Gene Ontology annotation, cellular component: cytoplasm. The transcript has 5 exons. NCBI's taxonomy places the organism in Eukaryota, Viridiplantae, Streptophyta, Magnoliopsida, Poales, Poaceae.
CCCUGCCUGCAGCUCUGCUCCGGCUGCACCCAGUCUCCUCGGCCUCCGCAACCCCCUUCCCGCCAAAACCAACAACCCUAAACCCCCAUGCCCCCCGCCGCCGCCGGCCAUGCGCCGCCUCCUCCUCCCUCUCCGCCGCUGCCGCCUCGCUGCCCCAGCCCGUAGCUCCUCCGACCCGCCCGCGAUGCCGCCCGCCCCCUCUGCUUCCACCUCCCCGUCCCCUCCCCUCCGUUUCCCCGCCGCCGCCGCCGCAGCGGGGUCCCUGCGGUACGGGCGGCGGAGGUUCUCGUCGGCGGCGGCGGCCGUAGGCGGGAGAGAGGCGGGGUUUCCGGCGAGGGAGAGCGCGGAGCUUCUCGGCAUCCCCGGGGUCGGGCCCCGGAACCUGCGGAAGCUCGUCGACGGCGGGUUCAGGGACCUCGUGCGCCUCAAGCAGCUGUACACGGAUAAACCUGUGGGUGGGUCUUCUGAGAAGAUGGUUCAGUUUUUGCAAAGUUCUGUUGGAAUCAUUCAUAAGAGCCAUGCAGAGAGCAUAACAUCCUUCGUGAAAGACAAUGUUGUUCGGGAACUGAAAGAGGAGAGUAAGGUGCCUGACAUGCAAUCGACCAAGAACAAGAGAAUCACCUUUUGUGUUGAGGGAAACAUCAGCGUGGGGAAGUCUACCUUCUUACAGAAAAUUGCUAAUGAGACUGUUGAGCUGCGUGAUCUUGUGGAGAUUGUACCUGAGCCAGUCUCGAAAUGGCAGGAUGUUGGUCCUGAUCAUUUCAAUAUUUUGGGCGCCUUUUAUGCUGAACCACAGAGGUAUGCCUACACAUUCCAAAAUUAUGUGUUUGUAACAAGGCUCAUGCAAGAAAAGGAGUCCUCUGGAGGAAUAAAGCCGCUCAGAUUGGUAGAACGGAGCAUCUUCAGUGAUCGAAUGGUCUUUGUUCGUGCUGUUCAUGAAGCUAAUUGGUUGAAUGGAAUGGAGCUGAGCAUUUAUGACUCUUGGUUUGACCCUGUGCUGUCAUCUCUUCCUGGCCUUAUCCCUGAUGGAUUUAUCUAUCUUAGAGCUACCCCUGAUACUUGUCACAAGAGAAUGAUGCUUCGAAGUAGAUCUGAAGAAGGAAAUGUCACAUUGCAGUAUCUGCGAGAUUUGCAUGAGAAACAUGAAUGCUGGUUACUGCCUUCUCAACAUAAGGAUCACAGACUAUUCUCAGCAAGCCAAUUGCCGUAUAGCAUGGACCACUCCUUGCACCCUGAUAUUAAAGACAGUGUGUUUUAUCUUGAAGGGAGUCAUAUGCAUUCUAGUAUCCAGAAAGUUCCUGCUCUUGUACUGGACUGUGAACCAAAUAUUGAUUUUAGCCGGGACGUCGAAGCUAAAAGAAAGUAUGCUUCGCAAGUAGCGAUUUUUUUUGAAUUUGUGAAGAAACUGAAGGAAGCUUCACCGGCCCCAAUCAUUGAUGCAAAAGCCAAGAGUCCGCAAAUCUUGCUUCCUCACAGUGGGGGUCUAUUGCUCCGUGAUGGCAACCAUUUGUCUGAAUCUGGUUUGAAGCCACUGACUUUGUAAUGGAUAAUGCCAUCUGUUUUGUGGUAGGGGCAAUAGUUGUAGGAAUCCUAGACUUUAGCAAAGGACGCAUCUUAAUAUUUCUUUAGAUGACCAGUUCUCAUAUUCCCCAGCUGAAAGAAAACUGCACAAAUUUAUUAACACAUAGUUAUGAACUACUGAAGUUAGGUCAGCUCAACUCAUUUUCUUCAGAAUUUGUGCAGCUUUCUUUAAUGUGGAACAAAGUAGCGUAUUCCAAAACUGUUUGCUCUGUAAGCUUCUAGAUUGCCAUCUGCUGGAUGGUAUAUGUCUGGAGAUAGGCGUUAGUUCAUCUGUAUAUGAUCUGUAGGUUGUUUUGUGGUUGUGGCAUUGCAUUUGACUAAAAUGCAUUAUCCUUAGUGAUAGUUCCGUACUAAUGCUCUGUGUUAGUUACUUUCCUAGCAUAGGAUUUGAAUUAUUUUGAAGGCAUGCCAAAGUACCAAGAACUGUUUUGGUGGUAAAA